This is a messenger RNA of Aphanomyces astaci, 1230 nucleotides long. RefSeq lists its product as hypothetical. The transcript has a single exon. NCBI's taxonomy places the organism in Eukaryota, Oomycota, Saprolegniomycetes, Saprolegniales, Verrucalvaceae. The coding region runs from base 467 to 769 and encodes 100 amino acids. The record is from RefSeq and is a predicted model, not a curated record.
ACGUCGUGGACAUGCCGUCAGAUGCGAGCCGUUCGCACCGCAAGCUUAACUUGCAGAGGGUGCUACGGUAGAAGGAGAAGCAGGAGGUCGGCCACCUGCGACGGCUCGUGUGUCAGCUUGAAGAGGAACGACAGGUGUGGUGGGUGACGCACCAUCGUCCGUCGUCGUCGUCGCCCAGGCGCUGCCACGGCACGACAUCGCCAUCGCUCUCGAUGAAGACAAGUCGUUGGUGAUGCAGGAAAACAGGCACAUGAGGCGACAACGGCAUAUUGAUUACAGGGAUGGCGUAGUGGAUCGCCACUGCCAAGGGCUUCUCGGUACAGUGUCGUUGAUGCGAUCCGGUGGUACUGUAUUUUGUGUGUUGACCCUACUGUGACAGCGUGGCCCGAACGUGGCACAUCCAGCAUUCAAACGCUUAAGCCGUGUGACACUGUCAGCUACCAACGACGCGUGCCGUCAACACGGAAUGGUCUGGCUCACUCAACUGCUGUACCGCAACAUCGACUACAUACUUCAAAAGUACACGCUCUCUACAGAGACAUUGAACCAAGUGGUCAGUCGGGAGUUGGUGGAUGUGUCGACCAUCAACGACGCACUUGAUGUAUGGCAUCUCCAAGUGGGCAUUCCUGCGUAUCUGGACAUUGUCGCACCGGUGGUUCGACGGCAUGUCCUAGGCAGGUUCAAUUCUGUCGACAUGAGCCAUGCCCAAGUGUUUUCGAUUGAACCAGAGGUACUGUGUUGUGGUCCAAAUGUGCUUUUUGGUUGUUGAAAUCAACCAAAACAGAAUGAUUGGCUCAAGAGAAUGACGAUUGCGUUUUGAUUGGCGAAAAAGAAUGCGGGUUUCUCCCAAUUACUUCUUAAAUUGAGUAUUUUACCUCUUAUUUCGCAGGUCAUGCAAUUGCACUCGUGUUGGAAAUGAGAAGUUCCUACAUGUUACAAUUCCUGGCUUGUGAUAUCAUGUGAUUCUGUUCUUUCUACACUAUGUUAUUGUGUUUUCUACUCAAAAUUUCCUUCGGUGGUUGAUUCAAUCAACCACCGAACAAUCGCCAGACCUUCGAAAUUUCAUAUAAAACUAAGUUGAAGAGGUAUCUUUGUGACUGCAAUACAACAAUCAAUCUUUUUAGCCAAUCAAAUCGCAACCUUCGUUCUUUGUAGCCAAUCAUACUCCUUUUCUCGAUUAGUUGGCAUCAAUACCCCAAAAUAGGCAAAUUUCACUGAAAAGCACAAUAC